AUGAUAUAUUUACCUGGAACCAAAGCAAACAAGUUGUUGCUUUCCGGUCAAUUGACGAGCAUUUCAAUUUACGAUUACCACAUUGCAGUUGACGCUAUUCAAGGUAUUAUUGAACAGGGUGAAGGCAGCGAUCCCUGUAAUACAUUAACCUGUAAUAAGAAUGAAAAGAAGGAUCUUUCACAUUACUUCUUGUUUAAAUCAGUCGUGGAGGGGCGAGGCAUUCAAGUGGUGAAGGAAAGUACUGGUACCACCAUUAACAUUGCUAAUGCCUCUCAUCGAACUGACAAACCUAAGGUAAGUCAUCGCCACCAAAAAACAAACAGAGCAAUGGGGAAGGGAGGAAGGUGAUGAAUUAGCCAAACUUAAUAUGUGUUUUACCUUAUACAGCCUUGUAAUGGUACUUGCUACUUCAAUGGCUCUGAGAUAAGCUUUGAUCCAGAAGGUAUCUGGCCAAUGAUUCCCAACCGUAGGUUGUCAGAUUAUACUCCUGGGUCAAAAGCAUACAGACAAGAAGUGCUAUUCAACAAAGCGUACACAAAGCUUCUCAAAUCACUGGAACACGCCUUUAAUGGUCACCCAGAGUCACUAGAAGAUGCUAUUGGCCUCAUGUACGGAGUUGAACUUCACUUGAAAACUCUGCUGCGCACGCCUGUUGACGACAACGGUGAUCCUGACAUCGGACCCAACGCGUCUCCAACUUUUGAAUUUACACCGUGA
Messenger RNA from Pocillopora meandrina, 717 nucleotides. The record is from the annotation of a GenBank genome assembly. Lineage: Eukaryota; Metazoa; Cnidaria; Anthozoa; Scleractinia; Pocilloporidae.